This is a messenger RNA of Vitis riparia (riverbank grape), 1221 nucleotides long. Its product is annotated as protein MRG1-like. Gene Ontology annotation, cellular component: nucleus; histone acetyltransferase complex. Gene Ontology annotation, biological process: regulation of DNA-templated transcription; chromatin organization. NCBI's taxonomy places the organism in Eukaryota, Viridiplantae, Streptophyta, Magnoliopsida, Vitales, Vitaceae. The record is from RefSeq and is a predicted model, not a curated record.
UAUCGGGCACGGCAGCUGCGAUCGUUUUCAAAUGGGAAGCUCUGUCGAUGCCUCCGCAACCGAAACCGACGGCGACACCACCGAAACCGACAUCGACGUCGACGCCGACAGCGACACCGAUGACUGCCCUCCCCUUUCCGAUUCGUGUCCCUUUUCUGAAGGAGAGAAGGUCCUCGCUUAUCAUAACCUUCGUAUUUAUCCAGCCAAGGUGCGAAGAAUUGAAUUUCAGAUGAAUGAAUGGAAGUAUUUUGUUCAUUACCUUGGUUGGAGCAAAAACUGGGAUGAAUGGGUGGGCAUGGAUCGGCUGCUGAAAUUUAGUGAAGAGAAUGUCCAAAAACAGAAGGCCCUGGGAAAAAAACAGGGCAUAGACAAAACAAAGCCAGUGCGUGCCUCACAGAUUAAGCCAAAAAAUUUUGCAAGAGGCAAGAAGUGGAAGAAUGACUCUGUCACUAAGAAGGAAGCUAUACCAGUGGAGAAGCUUGUGAACAUCCAAAUUCCUCCAACACUGAAGAAGCAACUAGUUGAUGAUUGUGAAUUCAUUACUCAUCUGGGCCAGCUUGUUAGACUGCCUCGAGCUCCAACUGUUGACAAAAUAUUGAAGAAGUAUCUUGAUUACAGGAUAAAGAGGGAUGGCAUGAUAUCUGAUUCGGCUGGAGAAAUUCUGAAAGGGUUACGUUGUUACUUUGACAAAGCAUUGCCAGUGAUGCUUCUGUAUGAAAGGGAGCGUCAACAGUAUCAAGAAGCAAUUGCAAAUAAUGUCUCUCCUUCAACUAUAUAUGGUGCUGAACAUCUAUUACGCCUCUUUGUUAAAUUGCCCGAGUUAUUAUUCCAUGCCAACAUUGAAAAGGAGACAUCAAAAGAGUUAGAAAUGGAAUUACUCGACUUUCUCAAGUUCCUGCAGAAGAAUCAGAGUGCCUUCUUCCUCACCUCAUAUAUUUCUUCCGCAUGAUUAUCAUGUUACAUAUUUUUGUGAGCCGAAGAUGACUAAGCUGGGACACAUGGUGUCUCUAAUGUUCAUAUUCAUAGAUAACAUCAGAACUAUGGGGGCAUAAAUACUUAGUUGCAUCUUUCCUUGUACAAAGUUCCAAAUUUGGGGAGCUGCUUAUGUUUUGUUUAAAUUUGUAAAUUGAUAUGAGCAUGGUAGAUGAGAGGGAUAAAUUAAAGAUAUUUUGGUAUUAAUAUUUUAUACAUGACAAAGUUUUUAUCUUGGGACAGUGACAA